Saccostrea echinata is the source of this 1687-nucleotide messenger RNA. RefSeq lists its product as uncharacterized. The transcript is spliced from 2 exons. The coding region runs from base 148 to 1659 and encodes 503 amino acids. The record is from RefSeq and is a predicted model, not a curated record. Lineage: Eukaryota; Metazoa; Mollusca; Bivalvia; Ostreida; Ostreidae.
UACUGUUUUAGAUAAUGAUGCAGUAUUACACUUCAGUAUACUUACAUUUCAUGGAAUAUUGAAGAGAUAUUGUUGGAAAACUUGAGUGAUGCAGUAUUAUUGUUUUACUGUCAUUCUAUAUAAGGGAGCAAAUUAUUCCUGGGCAUAAUGCAGAAUGACUCAUCUCGGGCUCCCUUAGCAUCUUUUGAUACUAUUGACCUUGGAGAAGAAGAAAAGGCUUUCAGAGGCGUUUCUGUGAAUACUAGAGCAUUGAAAACUAACAACCAGCAUGAAAUUAACCAAUCCAUCAAAAAGUCAGGAGAUGAAAAUGUGUUUGAUGAAUGUGAUUCUAAACUUAGAAAGAAAAUUGGAAAAUUUUUAACCGCCAAAACGUACAAAAAAAUAUCAGAACCCAAGGAGGGAAAGAAUCAUGCAGGUGAGAGGGAUACUGAUGAUGCCAUAACUAAAGCUUCUCCCCCACCAUGUAACAGUUCAGAUUCAGAUUCUGAGAGUUCCGAUUCUGAUAGUGGGUAUUUACGUUCUGGAUAUGUGAAAGUGGAAAGCAGACAGUCUGGUGAUUCUGAUUCUGGACUUCACUUUGAAACAUCUUACUUUAAGCACAUUUCAGAUUCUAUCCAUCUUAAUAAUGAUAGUUCCUGUGAACCAACACCUACAUCUUCCCCAAUAUUACCAAGAGUGUCAAUCUCAACUCUUCUUGGAGAACUACAGAAUGAAAAAAUUCAGUCCAAAAGGAAGGCUUUAGAGAAAAAAAUACAGAGACUUCAGGUAACUAAUACACCUGUUGAAAGACCUCGGAGUACAACUCCAAUAAAUGUCCACACUUUUGAGGAGUAUGUCAAGGAAUUUGACUCUCCAGAGAAAAAGUCAUGUAUUGAAAGUGGAGUAAAAUUACAGAUAAAACUUCCUGGAGAAGAAUUCAGUCAUAAGCAUAAAAGUCCAAGGAAACUAAAAUCUAGUCAGAAAGAUAAUUUAACUGUGUUUAACUUUAAUGAAGAUCAGCUAUUUUCCCGGACAAAGUCUGCUGUUGUUGUGCAGGAUGAUGGAGUAAGCCCUACCCCCUCACCUAGACGGGUACUUCUUCCUCCCAACCUAACCCCAACAGCAAGUCCUGUACUUUCAAGAGGUCAUGUUGAAGUCAGUCCAAACUUUUUUGAGAAUAAGACUCUUAUUAAUGAAAGUAAAUCCACAGAGAAUUUGGAGUGGGUGGCAUUUGAUCAAACAAAAUCAUCAGAAGCUAAUGACAAUUGGUUUAAACAAGACUUAAUCAAUGCUCAACUUGUUGGAGAUCAAUCAGCAAUUUCAAACUCUGCUUCAUUCAGUGCUUUAAUUGGUGACGAAUCUUAUAAAAAUGAAGAGGAGGAUGUGUUAACUGUGAAUAUUGCAGAAGUUGAUGGGAGAAAAGUGGUGGAUAUUCAGUGUCAACAGCAUAGACACAGUGAAAAAGACAGCAAAGACUUAGGGCAAAAAAAUCAUCAAUGCCAAAGUACCCCGAACUCAAGCAUAGCCUCAGAGACCACAGGUUCAUCUGAUGUUAAAUCUGAACAGGAGAGUGGCAGUUUUGACCUAAUUCAAGAGAUAGAGCUAGAAAUGAAGAAGAGACACCAGUCAUCUUCACAGCCUUUCCAAAAACCCAACAUUUCAGAUGUGUCUGCAUCAUAGCCCAAAAUUAAUGAACCAUAUAUUUAUU